UUAUCCGCGAAAGGACCUGUUUCGGUGCCUGGCUGAGCGGCAGAAUUAGCACAAGUUUACAAUGAUUCACUCAUUUGUUACAGAUGCUGUUUUCUUAGAUUAGCUCCGAGCUGUGCUUUAGUUGAGGUCAGAACUUCUCCAGGUCAGCAUGAUAGACCCGUCGUCGUCAGACGAAGACGAAGUUGUCGACGGAGGCAGUAGCUCGUCUAACGGGAACGGAACUCAAGUUGGUACAUCAGUGACACAAAACCGUCUGGCUCCCGGUCCAAGUUUUGACACCGUCUCGUCAUACAGUGGAACGAGCGGCUUUGAGGGAUUCUUUCAGCCACAUUCACGUUCGCCUCGAUGCUCACCACGAGGCUCACCUCGAUGCUCACCGCCUGAGAGUCGCGUUAGCGCGUUGCCGACUCAACCUUAUCCGGAAUCUGGUCCAACUAUUGACUCUGAAGAUGAGGAGCGGCGGUCGCUGCUUCAACUGUACGUUCUUGUCGCACGCUGUAUUGCGUAUCCGUUUGCGAACAGGCAAAAUGCUGAUAAGCUUCCUGUUCACGGUGUUCGAGCAACUGAGGCGACUUUGAAACAAUUGAGAGAGCGUUUUCAGUCUUUUUUGGAAGGGAGAACGAGGCUGGGUGGAAAUGUUGACGUUGCUAUUCAGGAGGCCAUGCGUAUAUAUCACGAAACUGUGUUGAUGAGCUCCGACGUGGCCGGUUUGAUUAGAGCAGGUGGCUGGAAGGUCGAAAACUUCACAGGAGUGUUUCGAGCUAUGCUACCCAGAAUGCUGUCCAACUUAGAACUCGAUGAGUCCACAGAGACUCGUGUCACAACGGUUUGGUUGCAAAGAUUCAGCGCUAUAUGUCGUACAGAGCCAGGAUUGAGCCAUCAGGAUGCAAGUAGCAGCUGCAUCAGUGUCGGACCUUCGUGUGAGAUGGUGCUCACUCCAGAACAGCUUUACGAAGUAUUUCAGUCGGUGUUAAGAGUGAAGAGGUUUGAACAUCAGAUUCUUUUCAACCAGUGUCAGCUUGGGAACAAAGAUGAACAGGCUUCUUUGCUAGGAAGAGAACUUCGUUGUCGAGAGAAAAUGGCAGAGGCAGUGCUGCCAAAAAGUCAGCAGCCAGUGUUUGUUAACAGUGCAAUGUCUACUAUGUAUCUGAAAGAGGAGCAAGUGGCAGUUCAAAGGUUGCUUAAACAGCUAGAUUUUAUGUCAGUACAGGGAUCGUCGAGGAUUGGAACUGCCAUUGGUAGAGUUCGGAAGUCUCCAAGAAAUAAUAGAGGGGCAUUGUCCUCACAGUGUGAUCUGGACGCAAUUAGAUCAGAUAUUGUGAUGCCAUUUAAUGUGGAAGUGCUUGUUAUGGAAGCUCGAGGACUACAGACGCUUGGCUUGUCUCCUAAGAGACUUGUUUAUGCUGUGAUGAAGGUUGAUGGCUGUCAUGAAAAGAUGAUGACCGACAGAGUGGAAUCCGAUCAUCUUUUUUGGGAAACUCAAGGUGACUUUGCUACAACUGUACCUCGUCCUCAUGUUCGUAUCGACAUCUAUGCUGAAAGCAACAGUUUUCUUGAGCUGGAAGACAAGCGUUUGGGAAAGCUGAUUUUGCAUCUAAACUCAGUUCAGCCUACACCAUUGGAUUGGUAUCCAGUGGAGUGUCAUGGUCACAACGUACGAAACCCUCCUGUUGAAGUGAGGGCACAGGUGAAGAUUGAUAGACCUGAUUCGAUGAAGAAAUUUGGGUUUCUGUAUGUCAAAGGAACCAACUGUUGGAAGAAAUUGAAAUGCAGAUAUCUUGUCCUUGUACAGAUGACGGCUCGCUCAUUUGCUUUGUGCAGUUUUGAAGAGCGUCAGAGCUCUCCGACGCAUAUUGUUGUCGUGGAAGGCUACACUGUGGAUUACUGCGAGCCCCAAUACAUUGGAGGCUCAGAGGAUUCCAAUAAGUACAUCUAUCAGUUUAUGGCUGAGAAGGAAGGCGACCAGAUCUUGUUUGGGUGUCAGGAAGAACGAGAUCGGCAGUCAUGGGUGAUGGCUCUAUAUCGUGCAACCGGUCAAAACCAUAAACCCGAACCAGUUCUUAGACAGUCAAAUGACAGCAGAGGCAGUAAUGUUCACACGGAAACGGUUAUUCGACGAAUAGGACUAGACGAUUUCUUACUCGCUGAUGUUGGAAAAUUUGACCAUCAAGCUCUCUUUGCGAAGCUCCAAAUGAUGACACUAAGUUAUCGACUAAGUGAAAGCUCAGCAAAUAUGGGUUGGUUGUCGCCGGGGCAAACGUACGUGCUGGAGGAGUAUUGUUCACGAUAUGGAGUUCGAAUGUCGUACUACCACUUGUGUCUGCUCCAGGAGCAACUCGACAGGGCAUGGCAUGGUACGUUCAUCGAUCCCGGUCUUAUGCACUUUUGCUAUACUUACGUCGAUGCACAUCUUCGUGGAUUAAAGCCUGAUGGUUUCACGGGCAGCGUUUUGCUCGAAGAGAAGCAGUGGUUUGAGCGGCUAAGAGACAACUUGCGGGCUUUUAUGUUGAGAAACCUAAGGACUUUUCGUUCUUACUUUCCAUUUGGAUACCCAGAGAAUGCCCUGAAAAGCACUCUGUCGAUGCUAGAGAAGAUAACGAUAACGGAUACGUUGUCUAGCGAAAUGCACGCAAGUCUGAAAGCUGAAAUUUAUUCGUGUAUGAAGACUGCAGCAUUGAAUUGCUUCAAUAGCAUAUCAUCUCUAGCUGCACAGAAACUGGGAGAAUGGAUGGUACAAGAACAGUCUAAUAAUGAUGGCGAUGAUGAUAGGGACGACGUCGACCAAGACAGUAUCGUGCAAGUCGACAUUGACGUGCACAGCAUGGAUUACGUCGUCGUUCUGGGACAACUGAGCAUCGAGCUAUGUCAAGAAAUCGAAGACUUUCAUGGAGACGCAUUCAAGCGGUUCAGAGACUCGAUGUGGUGCUGCAUCGAGACGAUAUGGGAGUUAUACUAUUACGACAUGCAAGCAGCAGUCAAUGCACAACCUCGUUACAGCUACGACGUUUUUCGUCUUUUCUAUCGCCUCAACGCUUUCUUCACCAGCCACAAAUAUUUGUGCGAUAAGAACUUUCACCGGCUGCUUCACGAGCUCUACCUUCCCCGUGUCGUCGACUACGUCAACCAUCUUGAAAUGGAUAUAAAUCACUAUCUGAAAUACGAUCUUCGAAAUGAAAAGUGGCAACCUCCUGAAGGAGGGCAGCCGAAUGUGAGAGCGUUUGAGAACUUGCUUCAGCGGUUAGAAACAAUGACAACGUUUUUGGCACAACUGCAGUGGUCGGAACCAGAUUUCCGUGAUCAUCUUGAAAUGAGAGCGAAGAGAAUGACCCAGGAUUGUAUGGAGUCGUUUGCUCAAAGGACACACCUGCUUUUUUGUGGAUGUUUUCAGACGAAAGUGUCUGAAGGCAGUUUUCAGUACGUUGUACCUAUGCAGCCGUGUGUCAUGCUCAAUGUGGUCUGUGCUUUGGAACUCAGAUUGAAAGAGGUACACACUACUGUUACGUCGCCUUCGUGUACAGCUGUUGCAUCUGAUUCUGUCGAAACGAAUUCUGAGUCUACGACAUAUAGAGAAGAUGUCGGCGAAGUUGUCAUUGAGAUAAAAGAGAAAAUGAUUGCCAAGCUUAUAAUCAAGUUGACUGUCACUCUCGAAUCUCUUUUGUCAAAGCUAGCGAGAUAUGAUCCGGGAUCAGUGCUGUCAUCACUUCGAAGCCUUGUGGCUCCCAAAUUGGACGUGAUUAAAUUGUUUGUGCAUUAUGUCAGUUGCAAUUUGACCGAAGUUGAUAGUUUGUUGUUUGCCGAUCGUCAACAGUUCAAGCUGGCUUGGUACAAUGUUAUGUGCAAAAAAGUCUUGGAUUUUGUCAACAAACGCUCUGGAUCUCUGGUAUUGCAGCAGAUAACGUUCAUAGGAGAACUACUAGAGCAAUUAUUGCAUUGUUUCUUGGAAUAUGGAUUUAUUGAACAAGAUUUGAAGACUCAAUUCUACACCAUGGUGGUCGAUCGCAUUCAGUAUGAAGUAUCUGCCGGAGAUCUACUCAGUGCAGUCAACAAGGAAAGAGCAGAGAGAGACACAUAGGGCAGGUGACGUUUGCUUGAUUGUUGAUCGGUCCAAUGGGUUUGGGAAUGCUGUGUGUAGUGUACACUUUUGAUAGGGUGUCAAAUUUCAGAGGUUUAUAAGUGUUUAAUACUGAUGAUGUCAGUGUGUAGACAAUUUUGAAUUAGCAGAUGUAGGUUAUGAAAUUAUAUUGCAAGAACCAA
Messenger RNA from Corticium candelabrum, 4254 nucleotides. Its product is annotated as calcium-dependent secretion activator 1-like. The transcript is spliced from 25 exons. NCBI's taxonomy places the organism in Eukaryota, Metazoa, Porifera, Homoscleromorpha, Homosclerophorida, Plakinidae. The record is from RefSeq and is a predicted model, not a curated record. Gene Ontology annotation, biological process: dense core granule exocytosis; synaptic vesicle exocytosis. Bases 149 to 4072 code for a protein of 1307 amino acids.